Molecule: messenger RNA, 1565 nt
Organism: Frieseomelitta varia
Lineage: Eukaryota; Metazoa; Arthropoda; Insecta; Hymenoptera; Apidae
Exons: 6
Coding region: 282-1505 (407 amino acids)
Biological process (GO): sensory perception of smell; detection of chemical stimulus involved in sensory perception of smell
Cellular component (GO): plasma membrane
Molecular function (GO): odorant binding; olfactory receptor activity
Source: RefSeq, a predicted model, not a curated record
GACACGUACAAUGUCGCGCUCUUUCCAACCAAGCUCCUAAUCGUCGUGCACUUGCGCUUCAAACUACUCCACUUCUGUUCGGAGAGAAAGUUUUACACCCUAUAGUAUCAAGAGUUGCCCGUUCCCUUUAAUUUCAAACGUUCGCUAUAUUGAUGAGUAACAAUCGAUUUCGAAGUUCUGUAACAGAUGCACGCACGCAAUAUGACAAGCGCAAGCCCAACAACCUUGCAAUCAAUGCUACCCGGUGGUCGUAAACAGUCGUUUUCGAGCUGCCUACGAACAUGCAUCCCUCCGUUCGUAACGAUAUCGAUCAGCCGCGAAAUCCAAACUACAAGAAAGAUAUCGUUUACGUGACGAGGCACAAUAAGUGGGUCCUGAACUCUAUCGGAGUUUGGCCAGUGGUGCUGAAUGGUGUCGGCCAAUUUUUACCGAAAAUCGCGAUCGGUCUGUAUAAUUUAGUGUUGUUCUUCGUUGUAAUGCAUUGUGUCUUGCACGUUGUAUUCGAGCAAAAAGAUCCUGUGAUGGUGCUGAAGAUUCUAGGCUUGAUAUGCUUUUCUAUCAUUUCUAUGAUGAAGUAUUGGGCUCUGACAGCACGCAAGUCGAAGAUCGAAUACUGUAUCGAGCAGUUGUACGCUGAUUGGAAACAGGUAGAAUUCCAAAGGGAUCGCGAGCUGAUGUUGAAAUACGGGAAAAUUGGGAGAAAGCUCACCAUGUACAGUGCCGUGUUUAUGUAUAGCGGUGGCCUGUCCUACGUCACGAUUAAGCAAUACGCGAUCGGCUCGUACGUCGAUGAGUUUAACCGUACGAUCAAAAUGCUGGUAUAUCCUACGUACAAUGCUCUUUACGACGUUCAGAAAAGUCGAGAAAUCAUGUACUUCCUCCAGUGCAUGUGCGAAUAUGUAUCCGACAGUGUGACAGCCGGAGCUUGCGGUCUGGCUGCACUUUUCGUAACGCACGUCUGUGGCCAGAUUGAUAUCGUUAUGUCUCGGAUAGACGAUCUAAUCGAUGGAAAAUUCUCCGAGGAAGAUUCUACUCUGAAAGUUCGUUUAGUGGAGAUCGUUCAACAUCAUAUCAGAACUUUAAAAUUCUCUGCGAUGAUUGAGACGGUUCUUCAAGAGGUGUGCUUUCUAGAAUUUUUUGGCUCCACUUUCGUAAUAUGUUUGCUCGAAUACUAUUGUAUUGUGGAUUGGGAGCAGAAUGAUAAAAUUGGUCUGACGACGUAUUCGUUGCUGCUGAUAUCCUUGACGUUCAACAUGUUCUUAUUGUGCUACAUUGGUGAUCUACUGAUCGAGAAGAGUACUAACGUCGGAAUAUCCUGUUGCAUGAUCGAUUGGUAUCGUUUGCCAGCAAAGACAGUCCAGGACCUGAUUUUAAUCAUUGCCAUGUCGAACAAUCCGGCAAAAAUUAGCGCCGGUAGAAUUGUUGAUUUGUCUUUGACAUCCUUUGCAAGUGUUUUAAAAACAUCGUUCGCGUAUUUAAAUUUUAUUCGGAAGACCGUUACGUAAUAAUUUAAUAAUAGUUCUGCUGUUUCUAUUAUUUAUACAUUUACACCCGUCCCUCUUUUU